Vitis vinifera (wine grape) is the source of this 813-nucleotide messenger RNA. RefSeq lists its product as uncharacterized. The record is from RefSeq and is a predicted model, not a curated record. The transcript has 2 exons. Bases 1 to 813 code for a protein of 270 amino acids. Gene Ontology annotation, cellular component: cyclin-dependent protein kinase holoenzyme complex; nucleus; cytoplasm. Gene Ontology annotation, molecular function: cyclin-dependent protein serine/threonine kinase regulator activity. Lineage: Eukaryota; Viridiplantae; Streptophyta; Magnoliopsida; Vitales; Vitaceae. Gene Ontology annotation, biological process: regulation of cyclin-dependent protein serine/threonine kinase activity; mitotic cell cycle phase transition.
AUGGGUGGUGCUCUCGUUAUUGCUCGGCUUCAAGCCGUGGAGUGGAUGAUGAAGGUCAAUGCCCGUUACGGAUUCUCAGCAGUAACUGCGUUUCUCGCCAUUAACUACUUGGAUAAGCUCAUUUCAAGUCUCCAUUCUCAAAGAGAUAAGCCAUGGAUGAUCCAGCUAGCAGCUGUGACUUGUCUCUCCUUGGCUGCCAAGGUGGAGGAGACCCAAGUGUCUCUCCUCUUAGGCCUGCAAGUGGAGGACAACGAGUAUGCGUUUGAAGCGAAAACAAUUCAGAGAAUGGAUUUUCUGGCUGAAGUGGCAGAAAGAUUAAAAAGAAAGACUAAAUCUGGGGGUGAGGUUCAUGUAGCCUCUGAUUCACCAAAAGCUUCUAGUGUUGAUGAACAAGUGAGAACUGAGGCAAAUGAUGCUGUAGCUUCUGAUUCUCAAGAUUUGACAAUUGAAGGAAAGAUUGAAACUGCCCCUGCUGAUGAUUUGGUUAAGUCAGAUUUUACUUUGUCUGAAAGGAUAUCUUGUGAUACCAAGAGUGCACCAGUGGAUGAGGUUUAUAAUUCAGUUUUGGAAACUACCCCUGUUGGUGAUUCAGUUAAGCCAUAUGUUUCUUUGUCUGAAGAGGUGAUUUUUGAUGCCAAAGGUGUGCCAGGUGAGGAGGCUUAUAAGUCUACUGUGGAGACUGCUUUCGUUGUUGAUUUAGUUAAGCCAGAAAUGUCUGUGUCUGGAGAGGUGAUUUGUGUUACUGAUAGUGCUCCACUUGGGAAUUCAGUGGCUGAUUUUGUUAGCGACACUAAUACAGCCAUGAAACGUUGA